Messenger RNA from Drosophila obscura, 3719 nucleotides. RefSeq names its product synapsin (gene Syn). Gene Ontology annotation, cellular component: synaptic vesicle; synaptic vesicle membrane. NCBI's taxonomy places the organism in Eukaryota, Metazoa, Arthropoda, Insecta, Diptera, Drosophilidae. The transcript has 12 exons. Gene Ontology annotation, biological process: neurotransmitter secretion. The record is from RefSeq and is a predicted model, not a curated record. Gene Ontology annotation, molecular function: ATP binding.
AUCAGCGAGCAUCCGAGGCCCACUGUUCGACUCCAUUGUCGACCACUGUCAAUAUUAGCGCCAUUGCAACUGCUGGGUGUGGGCGAAUCUGCGCCCCGCCACCGGAAGCGAAAAGCAGCACCCUGAAUUUCUCAUCGUUCAAAUCUAGCUUCACUUCCAAUGUUAAUUUCCUGAAGAGAAGAUUCAGCUCGGGAGACUUGUCUUCCGAGAUCGACGAUGUCGAUCCCAAUAGCUUGCCGCCCGCGGCUCGUCCCAUCCAGGACCAGCCCACGAAGCCGACGGUGCCGGUCGCCGGUGGCCCUCCCAAUAUGCCGCCUCCGCCGGCACCGGGCCAAUCGGCGCCCGGUCAGCCGGCUGGGGCUGCGCCAGAGCUGUCGCUAAGUUUCGGGGCUGGCAAGGCGCCGACUACAGCGGCUCCGGCUCCACCGCGUGGUGUCAGUGCCCCCACCAGUCCGGCCAAGUCGCGUGAGAGCCUGCUGCAGCGAGUGCAGAGCUUGACGGGUGCUGCCCGAGAUCAGGGCGCCUCCAUACUGGGAGCUGCUGUGCAGAGCGCCACACAACGGACACCGGCCUUCAACAAGGACAAGUACUUCACGCUCCUGGUGCUGGAUGACCAGAACACGGACUGGUCCAAGUACUUCCGGGGCAGGCGAUUGCACGGCGAUUUCGAUAUACGCGUGGAGCAGGCCGAGUUCAGGGACAUUACGGUGGUAUCCAGCGCCGAUACCGGACCGGUAGUCACCAUGGCCGCCUACCGCAGCGGCACUCGGGUUGCGCGUUCCUUUCGGCCGGACUUCGUGUUGAUACGCCAGCCGCCGCGUGACGGUUCCAGCGACUUCCGCUCCACCAUUCUCGGACUCAAGUACGGCGGAGUGCCCAGCAUCAAUUCGCUGCACUCGAUCUAUCAGUUUCAGGACAAACCCUGGGUGUUCUCGCAUCUGCUGCAGCUGCAACGGCGUUUGGGCCGCGACGGCUUCCCACUGAUCGAGCAGACCUUCUUCCCGAAUCCACGCGAUUUGUUCCAAUUCACCAAGUUCCCCAGCGUGCUGAAGGCCGGACAUUGUCAUGGCGGAGUGGCCACCGCCCGGCUGGAGAACCAGAGCGCCCUGCAAGACGCCGCCGGACUGGUGAGCGGUGCCGGCAACGAAACGCAUUGUUAUUGCACCAUCGAGCCCUACAUCGAUGCCAAGUUCAGCGUUCACAUCCAGAAGAUUGGCAACAACUACAAGGCAUUUAUGCGCAAAUCCAUCACGGGCAAUUGGAAGACCAAUCAAGGCUCGGCCAUGCUGGAGCAAAUCACUUUAACCGAGAAGUACAAAACCUGGGUGGAUGAGAUAUCGGAGCUCUUUGGCGGCAUGGAAGUGUGUGGUCUAUCCGUGGUAGUGGCCAAAGAUGGACGCGAGUUCAUCAUCAGCGCCUGCGACAGCACUUUUGCGCUCAUCGGGGACAGUCAGGAGGACGACCGCAGGCAGAUCGCCGACCUAGUGUCGGGCCGCAUGCAGAAUGUGUGCCGCCCCAGCAUGGCUCAGACAGGACCGGGCAGGCUGCCCUCUCGCUCUUCGGUGUCCUCACGGGCCGAGAGCCCCACAGACGAUGGCAUGGCCCCAACACCGCCACUUCCAGCCGGACCACGGCCAGCACCGAUGGGCGGGCCACCGCCCAUACCGGAGCGUACCUCGCCAGCAGUCGGCUCCAUUGGACGGCUGAGCAGCCGCAGCAGCAUAUCGGAGCUGCCGGAGGAGCCGUCCUCCUCAGGGCCGAGCACUGUGGGAGGAGUGCGACGCGACUCGCAGACAUCGCAGGCAUCAAGCAUCUCGUCGGUGUCCAGGGUGGGACAACGUCCUCCGCAGACGCAGAACUCCGUGGUGGAGGAUGCGGAGGACACGAUGAAGAACCUGAGGAAGACGUUCGCGGGGAUAUUUGGUGACAUGUAGGAAAUCGCUAAUAAGAAGCGCGGCAGAACGGCGAGCGAGACAAGCAGCGGCCUGGGCAGUGUGCCCAGCAGCGCGGGACCAGGGAGCAGUGGAGCCAGCGGCUUCAGUGGCUCCUUCCUGGGCAAGCAGUUCUCGUUCGCCUCGGGCGGCAAGUCAGGCAACGGCAACGGCAAUAGCAUCGAUGUGAUCUCCACACAGCCCAGCCGUCCGCAGGAGGAGCCACCAACGGCCAUCUCAGCCGUCCAGCCCGGCAGCAGCGUUUCGGAUAGCGUCAACACAACUACGGAUACAAAUAUGGAUAAAGCCGCCGGCGGCUAUAAGCCGGUGACCAACUUUGAGCCACAGGAACGGGUCAAUCCCUUCGACAAGGAGCCGCACAAGUCAUCGAGCGUUGCCAGCAUUGCUGGCGCUGCCUCGAACAACACCACCUCAUCCUCCUCGUCGAUCUCAUCGUCAUCGAUCUCAUCGCGCAUCAAUCGCAAUGGCAACUCCAUCAAGUCACCGCCCCCACCUGCGGGGCCACCACCGCCGCCACCCACCGUGGCCACGGUCCACAGCAAUGCCAACAGCUCGAGUGGCUAUCGCAACAGCUUCAGCAGCACCCUCAGCAAGGACAAGACCAGCUACGGCAACUACGGCAGCUCCACCUCCAUCGAGACCAUCACGCGGAUGGACACAAACACCACAAACACAGCGGCCACGGCCACGGGAGCGGGCGAGGCCAGCGGCAUCACUGCCAUCACCAGCAUCAGCAACAGUGCAGGCGUGGGAGUAGGAGGAGCAGUUGCUGCCCCCACUACAGUUGGAGCGAUGACCACUUCGGCCACCACAAACGAUUGGCGCUCGACCAUAGGCAUACGCUCGGCCAGCGUCUACAGUGCACCGGCGGCGGUGACCACCACAGCGUUGCCGGGUGACACGUCCGGCUAUGACUCCAACUCGAUUGCCUCGCAGGCCGAAUACAACAAUCCCAGCGAUCUGCCCUCGUACACCAGACCCUCGUACGCGCGCUCCGAGAGCAAUGCCUCCAAGUCAUCGGAUCUGGACAUUAUAUUCGGCGAAACCAAGACCAACACCACCACCCCAUCCUAUGGCAGUGGCAAGUUCACCAGGGCCGCUGGCUCCAUCUCUGAUGCGGACAUGAUUUUCGGGGGACCGCCUUCGAACUACAAGACCGAUCGUUUCGGUGCGGCCAAGAGCAUGAGCAUGAGCUCCAGCGGAGUGGGCUCUGGCUCUGGCAGCGGCAUCGGCUCGGGCGGCUAUAAGAUCUACGAAGGCAUACAGAAUGCUGCGUUCAGUGACUUCAGCGACACGGGCAGUGUGAGCAGCAUGGGAUCGGCCACCAGGCGCUGGAGUGCCGCCAGAGAAGAAAACGAUGAUGAUGAACUCGAUUUGAAGUGAAUCUAAAACGCACUCUAACCUACAUAUAGCCAUCACCUAUCAUUCUCACAAACAUAUACUAUGGAAAUCGAUCUGUUUUCUGCCUCUGAAGUUUCCUGGUUUCAUGCGAAUGAACACUAAACACCAAACACUAAAUACUCAUACUCAUACUCAUCUAUCCACCAUCAGCGUUGGGUUACUAUCCUCUUCACUAUGUAUCUAACUAUAAAUGUGUGUCUUGUUACUGAAUAUUUACUGUAAACCCAAUGAAUUCAUUUGCCAUAUAUGAGAAGAGAAGGGAAAAAUGUUGAGGAUGAAGCAGCUCUGUAGACACUGUAGUACACUCCUAAUCUAUAAUUAUAACCACCAAUGCAACAACAAUAAUGCAAAGAACGUAUGAUGAAA